Messenger RNA from Procambarus clarkii (red swamp crayfish), 370 nucleotides. The record is from RefSeq and is a predicted model, not a curated record. NCBI's taxonomy places the organism in Eukaryota, Metazoa, Arthropoda, Malacostraca, Decapoda, Cambaridae.
UUUAAAUAGCCAAAAUUCUCGAGAAAUUCAAGAGUUUAAUAGCCAAAAUUCUCGAGAAAGUCUAGAGUUUAAUUGCCAAAAUUCUCGAGAAAUUCAAGAGUUUAAUAGUCAAAAUUCUCGAGAAAUUCAAGAGUUUAAUAGCCAAAAUUCUAGAGAAAUUCAAGAGUUUAAUAGCCAAAAUUCUCGAGAAAUUCAAGAGUUUAAUAGCCAAAAUUCUCAAGAAAUUCAAGAGUUUAAUAGCCAAAAUUCUCGAGAAAUUCAAGAGUUUAAUAGCCAAAAUUCCCGAGAAAUUAAAGAAUUUAAUAGCCAAAAUUCUCGAGAAAUUGAAGAGUUUAAUAGCCAAAAAUUCUCGAGAAAUUCAAGAGUUUAA